Sycon ciliatum is the source of this 1248-nucleotide messenger RNA. Its product is annotated as conserved oligomeric Golgi complex subunit 7-like. Gene Ontology annotation, cellular component: COG complex. The transcript has 10 exons. The record is from RefSeq and is a predicted model, not a curated record. Gene Ontology annotation, biological process: intracellular protein transport; retrograde vesicle-mediated transport, Golgi to endoplasmic reticulum; Golgi organization. Lineage: Eukaryota; Metazoa; Porifera; Calcarea; Leucosolenida; Sycettidae. The coding region runs from base 68 to 973 and encodes 301 amino acids.
GAGCCUGGAGCACAGAAAUUGAUUUGUUUCAGAAGCCAGCAGUUCUGUCUUGUUGCUUUGGAUCACUAUGGCGGCCUCCUCGUCUUUUUCUAAGUUCUCCGAGGAGACAUUUGAUCCUAAAGAUUGGAUCAAUUCAGCAUUGCGAAGCAAGGAUCCUCAACAGGGGCUGGAUGCCCACGCCUCUACGCUUGUAAUGAAGCUGCAGAUGUUUAUACAGGAAGUGAACAAUGCAUUGGAGGAGACUAGUCUUCAAGCUGUCCAGAGUUUGCCACGUGUGUUACACGAUGUAGAAGCCGUUCGUCAGGAAGCUCAGCUUCUUCGUGAACAAAUGCAAAUCGUCAAAGAUGACAUCCGAAAGGUGGAAGAGGAGACGCAUCAGUCCAUGAAGCACCUGCUACAGCUGGACAGCAUCAAGUGUCGCAUGCAAGACGCCAAGGCAGCUCUGGAGCAAGCUGGCAAAUGGGCGAAUCAUGUAUCUGAGAUGGAUUCUGUGUUUAGCAGUCAACCUCCUCACGAGAUUGCAAACAAACUGGCUGCCAUGCGAGCUAGCUUGGAUGUGCUGCGUGAUGUUAGUGACUACCAAGAGCGAGUUGCACUGCUGGAUUCAUACAGCAAUCGUCUGGAGGCACAGCUCAGCACACCACUGCUUGAAGCAUUCAACUCACAUUCUCUCGACUCGGCAAAGGAGUAUGCCGACAUGUUCACUAAAAUUGGCCGUUCUCCACAGCUGGAGAGCUAUUACAUCAGGUGUCACAAGGUGUCCUUGACGCAGUCCUGGACGGCCAUUCAGGAUCGUCUGGGUGUGGAGGUCGACAGCGACAAGAGAAACAUCACACAUUGGCUAGCUCAGUUCUAUGAUGAUCUCUUGUCUGUAUGGCACACUGAGGUUAGGCAUGCUACCAGUCUUACUAGAGAGGUUCCGCACUACGUAAAGUUGAGCAACUUUACGUUAGUGGGCAGGAAAAACCCGUGAAUUCGCGAGUUUGCACUCCACUUACGGAAAGUUGUCUACGGAGAGUAUGUAGAUAGGGCUCUGAUAACGUAGCUGGUCCGUAAGUGGAUGGGGGUACACAUUUAUGACUCUCUCCCCAGGUCGAUCUGGUCGUACACUGCCGCGUUCGGAGUUGCCAAGGGCAGCUACUUGAUUUGAAAACUCCGUAUGGCGGAACCCAGAUGCGCAUGCAGUUUACGUAAGACUUUCCGUAGAUCGACUACGUUUUUUACUAACGUAAAUACGUUAUGCGGAAC